Molecule: messenger RNA, 333 nt
Organism: Haplochromis burtoni (Burton's mouthbrooder)
Lineage: Eukaryota; Metazoa; Chordata; Actinopteri; Cichliformes; Cichlidae
Product: glycoprotein hormone alpha-2-like
Biological process (GO): cell surface receptor signaling pathway
Cellular component (GO): extracellular region
Molecular function (GO): hormone receptor binding; hormone activity
Source: RefSeq, a predicted model, not a curated record
CACAGAGGAGGAGAAAACGGGAGCAGAGGAAAAGAAAAAAGCUUCAGACACACUCAGCUCUCUAAUUGUGGGCGUGUCCAGAGCUAUAAGUGCCUUCGUUCUUACCUGUGUUACUUAUAUCCCUGCAUGAGGCUCAGAACAAGCACUCUCUCACAGACACCUGUCAGACGACACACCCCUGCACUUGAGAACUCUCAGCUCUGCAUCUCCAGAUGUCGCUGUGCAUGACCUCACAUCUCUGCCUGCUGGCCCUACCAGUGAUCUCACUCCUGCUGCUCUCCUCUUCUAUUGGUUGGAGCUCCGAUGUCCUCACCCCAGGCUGUCACCUUUACC